[Candida] anglica is the source of this 3089-nucleotide messenger RNA. NCBI's taxonomy places the organism in Eukaryota, Fungi, Ascomycota, Pichiomycetes, Serinales, Debaryomycetaceae. The record is from the annotation of a GenBank genome assembly.
GUAUUUUCUUAAUUUGACUGUGCGUUUAUAUCUGCAAGGUUAAAGUUAGAAUGAAGUUUGAACAUUCGCUCAAGUUCAAUGUUGUACCUGAAUGGCAAGAUGAAUAUGUCAACUAUCCUGCUUUGAAGAAAACCAUCUAUCGUCUUCAACAGUUGCAAUUAGGUGAAGAUAUCCAACAACAUCAAGAAGAUAAAACUGUUACUGAAGUUGUAUUGGAACAAGCAAGACUUAGAGAUUCACAAUUGAAAAAAAAUGCAGUAAAUGAUCAUCAUAAUGGAUCUUCAAUUCUGGACCAUGAUACUCUGGAUGGUACUGAUGAAAAGCUUGCAUCAAAGUUGGUUCAUCGUUUUAAAAGAGGUGUUAAGAGUGGGAAUAAUAAAAAUGGAUCUUCUUCUAAUUCUCUUGGCAACGGUAUUUUAGGCAAGUUUUCCGGUGGACAUUCAAAUUCUUCUAUUUCAAAAGGUUCACCAUCAGUUGAAAGUUUUACUGUUGAUUUAGAAAAUUCCACUGUGAAAUCUUUAUUGAUUGAUUUAUUUGAUGAAGUUGAUGAAGAAAAUUCUGAGGUUUUACUUGUUUUCAUUAAGCAAUUAUUAGAACAACUUCUGAAAGUUGAUAGUUUUUAUGCUGUCAAGGAACCAUUGAUUUUCAGUCAAUAUGCAAACUUGGAACAAGAUUUGAAGCGUAAUGAUGUGGAUGUUAAAGAUGUUUAUCGUCGUACCCAAGCAUAUGCUGAAUCUAACCCAGGUGAUGUUGGUCCAGACUUGGAAAAGAGAAAUACUCUUCAAUUUGAAAGAAUGAAUGAAAUUGAUCUUCAACUGGUGAAUUCUGAAGAUGAAGAUGAGGAUGAUGACGAAGAUGAGGAUGAAGAUGAAGAUGAAGAUGAUUACCACAUCCCAGCGGUUAGUUCUGCUCUUUUGGAUCAUUCUCAUUUCCAUGUUGAUCAACAAAAGAGAAUUGCCUUGAAGAAGAAGUCUGUUGAUCUUUUCAUUCAACUUUCUGAACUUAAAUCUUAUAUUGAAUUGAACCGUAUGGGAUUCACCAAGAUUACUAAAAAAUUUGACAAAACUUGCGGAUAUUCUAUCAAGCAAGAUUUUGUUCAAAACUUUAUGCCAAAUAACUCUAGAGUGUUUUUGCCACAAACCAUCGCUGUUUUGGAUGCAAAGAUUCUUGAAGUAACCAAGGUCUAUGCCCUUCUUGUGGAAAAAUUGGAUCAUCAUACUUCUAGAGCUGAUUUAGACGCUGUCAAGCAUGAAUUGAAAGCUCAUUUAAGAGACCAUGUUGUUUGGGAACGUAAUACCGUAUGGAAAGACUUGCUUCUGUUGGAGAAGAAAUCUUAUAACUUGGAACUUCAUAAGUUAGCCUCAUCAUCUAAAAUUGGUGAUGAAGGUAAUGUUCCAAGAGAUUUAAUUUUAAAUUUAAGAUGGAAAAGAUUGGACGUUCCAUUUACCAACAAAUCUAUUAACGUUCCAGCAUCUUUAUUAACUUGGCAAAUUGUUAAAUUGGCUGCGAUUAUCACUUUAUUUGUCGUGUUGAUGACCGUCAAGACCAUGAACGAUCCAGAACAACAUCGUUGUUUGGCUGUUUUGGCCACUUCUGCUGCUCUUUGGGCCACAGAAGCCUUACCUUUGUAUAUUACAUCCAUGUUGGUUCCAUUCUUGGUGGUUACUUGUAAAGUGUUGAAGAACCCUAAUGGAGUUGGUCAUAUGAGUGGUCCAGCUGCUUCUGCUUAUAUCUUUAGUCAAAUGUGGUCCUCAGUUAUUAUGUUGUUGAUGGGUGGGUUUACUCUUGCUGCUGCUUUAUCCAAAUAUAAUAUUGCCAAGGUUGUUUCCUCUUAUAUUCUUGCUGCUGCAGGUACUAAACCAAGAAAUGUUUUACUUGCCAUUAUGUCAGUUUCAUUAUUUUUAUCCAUGUGGAUUUCUAAUGUUGCUGCUCCUGUCUUGUGUUUUUCACUUAUUCAACCAGUUUUGAGAACUCUCCCUACCGAAUCUCCAUUUGCUCAAGCCUUGGUCUUGGGUAUUGCCCUUGCCUCAAAUAUGGCUGGUAUGGCUUCUCCUAUUGCAUCCCCUCAAAAUGUCAUUGCCAUUGAAUCAAUGAACCCUAACCCUGGUUGGGGUAAAUGGUUUGCCGUUGCUCUCCCAGUUUCUAUUAUCGGAAUGUUGGGUAUCUGGGCUGAAUUGAUCUUUACCUUUAAGAUCCAUGAUGUCAAGGUUAAACAAUAUAAGCCAAUCACUGAGAGAUUGACUACUAAGCAAUGGUAUGUCAGUAUUAUUACCGUUGCAACCAUUCUUUUGUGGUGUCUUUUGACUAAGAUGGAUAACUUUUUCGGUGAAUCAGGUGUAAUCUCCAUUGUCCCAAUCAUCUUAUUCUUUGGUACCGGUCUUCUUAAUACCAGUGAUUUGAACAACUUCCCUUGGAAUAUCAUUGUUUUGGCCAUGGGUGGUAUUGCCUUGGGUAAGGCUGUGUCUUCAUCUGGUCUUUUGGCUACUAUUGCUAGAGCUUUACAACAAAAGAUUAUGGACUUUGAUGUCUUUGUCGUGUUGAUCAUUUUCGGUAUUUUGAUUUUGGUUGUUGCUACAUUUGUGCUGCAUACCGUUGCUGCUUUGAUCAUCAUUCCAUUGGUUAAAGAAGUUGGUGAAAACUUGGCUACUCCACAUCCAUUACUUUUGGUUAUGGGUACUGCCUUGUUGGCAUCUGCUGCUAUGGGUUUGCCUACAUCCGGUUUCCCUAACGUGACGGCUAUCAGUAUGACUGAUGAAAUGGGUAAGCCAUACUUGACUGUAAACACAUUUAUCACCAGAGGUGUUCCCGCCUCGAUCAUUGGGUACAUUGUUGUGAUUACCGUUGGGUACGGUAUCAUGACGGCCAUUAACUUUUAGAUUUAAUUGUAAUCAAAAACGAAAACAAAAAAAUUACAUUAGAGUAUACAUAGAAUGUUUAAAAUGAAAUUAAUUUAACGAUUUAUACAAACCAGAGUUUACUUUACUUAUCUUACAUUUAUUUCGGUAUUAAUUGUAUAUUCUUUUCUACGGGAUAUUCUUGUUCAUCUCCGUCAUUAGGUUGUUUUGAAAAUUAUAAAUAACUUAUACUCU